CUCCUUCAUGCACCCCAAACCUUAAGGAAUCUUACAUUAUAAAUACACAUCUACAACUUCUCCAUGCCUACAUCUUCCAUUUAUCAGUACAAUACUAUAUCUUCUAUUAUCCAAAACAACACAUUCCUAUUUUCUACAUCUUCUGUUUAAACAUAUUCUAUUAUCAAAAAAGCAACAACAAAUGACUUUAACACUUCAAUCAUCAACUUCUUUUAUCACUUUAAAAGAAACCAAAGGUGUUAAAACAUCUGAUGAUUUCUUAGGCAUGGUUUCUUUUGCACAAAGUACCAAGCCUUCUUGCCGGCUCAUAGCGAAGAGUUCGAUGCAAGAAGCUCAACUCUCCCAUGAAAAUAUCAUGGUUAAUCCCAUGGAAGUGAGGAAAAAUGAGAAAAGAGAGAAGCUACAUGAGUUAACAACUACUCACAGCAAUAGCAGUACAAAGGUACCUGUUUUUGUGAUGCUGCCACUUGACACCAUGACAAUGGGAGGGAAGUUGAACAAGCCUAGAGCGAUGAACGCGAGUUUGAUGGCCUUGAAAAGUAGUGGAGCUGAAGGGGUAAUGGUGGAUGCUUGGUGGGGAUUGGUGGAGAAAGAUGGACCCCUGAAGUAUAACUGGGAAGGAUAUGCUGAACUAGUCAAGAUGUGUCAAGAACAUGGCUUGAAGCUUCAAGUUGUCAUGUCUUUUCAUCAGUGUGGUGGAAAUGUUGGAGACUCUUGCAGUAUUCCUCUACCUCCAUGGGUACUUGAAGAAAUCAGCAAGAAUCCUGACCUUGUCUACACAGAUAGAUCAGGCCGGAGAAAUCCCGAGUAUAUUUCCUUAGGCUGUGAUCAGUUACCAGUACUCAAAGGAAGAACACCGAUUCAGGUGUAUACUGACUAUAUGAGGAGCUUCAGAGAAAGAUUCAAUGAUUACUUGGGAAGCGUCAUAGUGGAAAUCCAAGUGGGAAUGGGUCCUUGUGGGGAGCUAAGAUAUCCAUCCUAUCCAGAAAGCAAUGGUACAUGGAGGUUUCCUGGAAUUGGAGAAUUCCAAUGCUAUGACAAGUACAUGAGAGCUUCACUGGCAGCAGCUGCCAAGGCAGCUGGAAAGGAUGACUGGGGCCAGGGAGGACCUCACGACUCUGGGCAGUACAAUCAGUUUCCCGAGGACACUGGGUUUUUUCAAAGGGAUGGAACAUGGAACAGUGAAUAUGGACAGUUCUUCCUAGAAUGGUAUUCAGGAAAGCUACUGGAGCAUGGUGACAGAAUCCUAGCAGCAGGAGAAAGUAUAUACCGAGGAACUGGGGCGAAGCUAUCUGGAAAGGUAGCUGGGAUUCACUGGCAUUACAAUACUAGAUCACAUGCAGCAGAAUUAACGGCUGGAUAUUAUAAUACAAGACACAGAGAUGGGUAUCUACCUAUAGCACGCAUGUUAGCAAAACAUAGUGUUGUACUUAACUUUACAUGUAUGGAAAUGAGGGAUGGUGAACAGCCCCAGAGUGCAAACUGCUCACCAGAAGGCUUAGUUCGACAAGUUAAAACUGCAACGAGAACUGCUGAAGUAGAACUUGCUGGAGAAAAUGCUCUAGAGAGGUAUGACGAAGGAGCGUAUUCUCAAGUUUUGGCAACAAGCAUGUCAGAUUCUGGAAAUGGAUUGAGUGCAUUUACUUUCUUGAGAAUGAACAAACGGUUGUUUGAGCCACAAAAUUGGCGGAAUCUAGUGCAAUUCGUGAAGAGCAUGUCGGAAGGAGGUCGAAAUGCUAGCCUUCCAGAGUGUGACUCAACCAGGACAGACCUCUAUGUAAGAUUUAUCGGAAAGAGUGAUUCUAAGAAAGCUACACAGGUUGCAGUAGUGUAAUGAUACACAUCUGUAUACAUGUAAUAUAGUCAUCUCAUUGUAAAUUAGCAGAGAAAAGCAGCACAAAGUACUAAAGUGCCAUACUCAUAGCACCUAAAAGAGUCCACAAGAAUUUGAGUCUGUCUGAAACUAAACUAUAGAAGACAAGAAAAAGAGCCAAGUAUGUCAAUCUUCUCCACCCUGGUUCAGAGGUUGCGAAGCUCUGGGUCAUUGGGACGAUGAGACAGUAUCAUACAAGGAUGAGCAUAUUCUUUUUUUUUGUACAAGAAUAAAAAUGUUCUGCCUUCCACAAUUGUUAUUGAAAUUAAGGAGCUAAUAAUAUUGCUUCCUACA
Messenger RNA from Lycium barbarum (goji berry), 2167 nucleotides. Its product is annotated as beta-amylase 3, chloroplastic-like. The record is from RefSeq and is a predicted model, not a curated record. Gene Ontology annotation, molecular function: beta-amylase activity. The coding region runs from base 182 to 1834 and encodes 550 amino acids. The transcript is spliced from 4 exons. NCBI's taxonomy places the organism in Eukaryota, Viridiplantae, Streptophyta, Magnoliopsida, Solanales, Solanaceae. Gene Ontology annotation, biological process: polysaccharide catabolic process.